AUGCUGGCGGCCAAGCCACUGGAAGGGCAGAAACCUCUGUGGCUGGACAUCUGGACCAUGGACAGGGAUCUGAGUGACGAGGACAGUGUGGCCGACCUCAGCUUCGAGGCCGUGAGCCCCCUGGUGCCCCCGGUCGAACUCCUGGAGAGGCUGCCCAGCUAUGACUGCCUUUUUCAAGGAGGCGGGCAGCAGAUCUUCUUCCCAUCUUUGGAGGCUCCCCGGAGACCCCAGGAACAAACAUGCUGGUCCUCGUUCCUGGAACACAGGUGAGCUGCAGGUAGUCCCUGUGUGACAGAGGAGGUGGCGCGUGAAGCCCUCCUCAGCUUCGUGAGCUAAUGCUGCUAUGGCCGCUCAGCCGCCAGCGACCUGGUCAUCCAGCAGAUGAAGCAACAGAUGCUGUGCCGGUAUCGACUGGAGACUUUCAGCGAGUCCAGGAUAAGCGAAUGGACGUUUCAGCCCUUUACUAACCACGCAGUCGAUGGGCCGAGAAGAGGGACCUCCCCCCAGCUCUGGGACAUCAAGGUCCAGGUUCCCCCGAUGUUCCAGGAGGAGACCAGGAAGUUCCAGGUCCCUCACUCGUCACUGGUCAAGGAAUGCCACAAGUGCCACGGGCGGGGACGCUACAAGUGCAGCGGCUGCCACGGGGCCUGCAUGGUGAGGUGCCCCUCCUGCAGCGGAGCCAAGCGCAGAGCCAAGCAGCCUGGGAGGUGCCAGCUGUGCUCGGGGUCGGGCAGGCACAGGUGCAGCACGUGCUCGGGGAGGGGGAACAAGACCUGUGCCACCUGCAAGGGGGAAAAGAAGCUGCUGCACUUUGUCCAGCUGGUCAUCGUGUGGAAGAACAGCCUGUUUGAGUUUGUGUCCGAGCACCGGCUGAACUGCCCCGGGCAGCUCCUAGCUAAAGCCAAAGGAGAGAACCUCUUCAAGGAUGAGAACACGACGGUAAGGAGGGCGGUGCGUCUCUCCUCAGGUGUACCCCUGGCGGACUUCCCGCUGCGGGAGAUCUCGCUGGCCUCCCAGCGGGGCAUCGCCCAGCACAGCGCCGCCACCCUGGCCUCCAGAGCCCGCGUCCUUCAGCAGCGCCAGACCAUCGAGCUGGUCCCCCUCACAGAAGUGCAUUACUGGUACCAGGGGAAGACAAACGUCUACUACAUCUACGGCACCGACCACAGAGUGUAUGUGGCGGACUACCCCGAGCGGUACUGCUGCAGCUGCACCAUCAUUUGA
This is a messenger RNA of Myotis lucifugus (little brown bat), 1224 nucleotides long. RefSeq names its product ssu-2 homolog (C. elegans) (gene SSUH2). Lineage: Eukaryota; Metazoa; Chordata; Mammalia; Chiroptera; Vespertilionidae. The record is from RefSeq and is a predicted model, not a curated record.